This is a messenger RNA of Microtus oregoni (creeping vole), 2722 nucleotides long. RefSeq names its product lebercilin LCA5 like (gene Lca5l). The transcript is spliced from 7 exons. The record is from RefSeq and is a predicted model, not a curated record. Lineage: Eukaryota; Metazoa; Chordata; Mammalia; Rodentia; Cricetidae. The coding region runs from base 1 to 1950 and encodes 649 amino acids. Gene Ontology annotation, cellular component: axoneme. Gene Ontology annotation, biological process: intraciliary transport.
AUGUCUUUGGCUGAUACAACAAAAGCACACACAAAUGAGCAUUUCCCCAGCCUGGCACUAGGAAGCAACAGGAAGUCUGCAGAAGGCAAGAGUAGCCCAGGCGCUGGCGACCUGUCACGGAACAGCAGGGCUUCCAAUGGGAGCGUGGAUUACAGCAGAUCUCAGUGCUCCUACAGAAGCCUGACCUCCCACUAUGACUAUUCAGAAGACUUUCUUUCUGAGUGCUCUGAAGCAGCCACCAACAGACACGAGUUAGAGCAGCCUCUGGGGAAAGAAAAGGAGAAAAGAAAGUAUAGCCCUUCUAAAAUCCCCCAGCCUAAAGGCCAGAAGGACCUCCCAACAGAGAAAAGGCACACCUGGAAUGCUUCAUUUCUCAAUUCUCAAAUUCAAACAGUUACCAAAAGAAGAGACGCCAUGACACACCGCAUCCUGUCAGCCCGACUUCAUAAGAUUAAAGAGCUGAAGAAUGAGCUAGCCGACACACACCGGAAGCUGGAAGCCACUGCUACAGAGAACCAAAUCCUGAAGCAGCUUCAGCUCAGGCAUGCAAAAGCCAUCGGGAGAUACGUGAGCUCACAAGACAGCCUGCCGCAGGUCACAGUUAGACACCAGAAUGAGGUGAGGAGCCUGCGGCAGCUCCUUCGGAAAUCCCAGGAGAAGGAGCGAGCAGUGGCAAGGAAGCUCCGAGAGACUGACAGUGAGCUGCUGAGGACCAGAGAUGCCUUGCAGGCCCUACAGAAACUUUCAGAAGACAAGAGCCUUGCGGAAAGAGAAGAACUGACUCAGAGGUUGACUGUUCUGACAGCCAAAAUGGAGGCAAAUGACAAAAAAAUACAGAACUUGGAAAAACAGCUGAGGCUGAACAAUCGAUCCUUUGGUCGGCAGUUGGCCAAAGAAAACCGGAAGACAUUAACAGCCCAAACAGCAACAAAGACUCUGCAGGGAGAAGUGCGGCAGCUGCAGCAGAAACUUAAGGAGAAGGAUCGCGAGCUGGAAAUUAAAAACAUCUACACUAAUCGAAUACUUAAAAACUUACAUGAAAAGGAAGAUUACCCAAAAGUUUCUUCAACAAAAUCAGUACAAGCAGACAGAAAAAGUUUGCCGUCUGUAAAUAUGAGACACCAGGAAACCCAAAAGUCAGAUGUGCCACUGUGGACAGCAAAGGGUAAAAAGACAACAGGAAACAUUGGUCAUAAAGAAAAAUCAACUGAAAUAAACCAUGACAUUUCUUGCUAUAUGUGUAAACUACCAAAACAAGAGGAGUCUAAGCGAAACUAUGAAGAUUUAUCAAAGGAGGUUGAACACCCAAAACCACAAGCCUCUCUGGAAACUCUUAGGAAGCAAGAAGAGAAAAGGGAAGAUCAAGAAAAGAAAGUCAUCCCACCAGAAGUAGAGCCAAUUGCAAGGGAAAGUGUGACCCCUGCAGACACGGAGGGCGAGGUUCCAGCCAGGGAAGUGGCUGCGAUGGCUGAGGUGGCCCAGGUGGGAGCGGCCGAUGAUGUGGAGCCUGGGCCAGCCCCGAACAAGACCCCUCGGCCAAGGAAGCACUACUCCUUCACCGAGGCCACUGAGAACCUGCACCACGGGCUGCCCACAUCCUGUGGGCAGGCCUCGGGCAGCCCACGCUGCCGCCACAGCAUGGGCAAGCACCGCAGCGACCAGGACUUGCGGCUGGAGCCUGCCAGCUACGAGCCCUCCUUCGGCAAGGCCACCAGGGUCAAAGCCAAGGACACAGCCUUCCGGGACAAGAAGAGCAGCCUCAUGGAGGAGCUCUUCGGUGCAGGCUUCGCGGGCAGGAGUGGCCCCACCAAUGGCGAGGUGGCUGGCAAGGCCCAGCAGCUCGGACCCAGCCAGGCCUCUGCCAGCAAUGCCUUCGGGGACUCCAGAGCCAACGUGGUGCGGUCCAUCCAGGCCUCACCCGCCAAAGGAAACAGGAAAACGGUUAUUUAAAUGCAACAGAGGCCUAAUACAUUCUGGUUUAUAUACUAGUUACAUGCCUUUAAUCUUACUUACCAUGUGAGGGUUUACAUAGUAUCUGUUUUAGUACUUGGGUGGACUGCGGCUAAUUUAUUGCUAUCUAAUAAAAUAAUCCACUGUACCUUGAUCAAUGGUAACAUUUUAGAUACAAACUUACACCUUUACUAUGAAGGCAGAAUGUCCCCUCUUCAGGCAGACCUGGUUUAUUACAGAGCUUGGAGAUGUGGGACUCACGGCGACUCUUGUUCAGCCUAAGGCAUACAAACUCUACAGCAGGACUACUGUCGAAACGUCAGGGAAGAGGCACCAGACUCAGACAGACAGUACAGAGAUUCACGCUCUGCCUCACGGUCAUUGCCGGUGGUCUCCUGCUCAGGGGAGCAGUCUGCGUGCCCUGCCUUUGGGAGCCAAUCUGUGCCUGUAUAGGAGGCUGUGUUUUUUGUUGUUGUUGAGAUAAAUUACUCUUUUGUUACAUAAUGGUCUCUUCUCUUAACCUUGUCCUAAAACAACUGUAUGCUCGAGCUAGCUGCUCAGGUCUAAGAGCUUUUGUUGGAGCUAUAAAGGGUCUGGAUUCCCAGCCUACACUGUGUAACUCGCCUUCAUUUAGCUGUAGGAGCAACAAUUCCGUAUCUGGAAUUGGCCACACUGUCUCCAGAUGUUUAUACACUAGUGUAUAUUAGCACCAAUGGCUCAGUGCCUGCUGAGGGGUGAUGCUGCUGCCGCCUGUGGCUGCUCUCGCCCACAU